This is a messenger RNA of Ornithodoros turicata, 1245 nucleotides long. RefSeq lists its product as uncharacterized. The transcript has a single exon. The record is from RefSeq and is a predicted model, not a curated record. Lineage: Eukaryota; Metazoa; Arthropoda; Arachnida; Ixodida; Argasidae. Gene Ontology annotation, biological process: DNA integration. Bases 1 to 1245 code for a protein of 414 amino acids. Gene Ontology annotation, molecular function: nucleic acid binding.
AUGUAUGCCCACCUCCACCUCUGCCAUGCAAGCAUUCAUACCACGCUCCUCGAUCUCCGCGACAGAUACUGGCUGCUCAAGGGACGACAAACUGUUAAACGCGUACUUCGUCAGUGCCUGCGGUGCCGCCGCACGAGACUUCGUCCAGAAUCCGCGCCUGUCGCCCCACUACCUCGCGAGCGGAUAACACCGACCACCGCCUUCGACGUCACUGGCGUGGACUUCUGCGGUCCGCUGUAUGUCCGAGUCAGCUCAAGCGCCUCAUCUAAAGCAUACGCGGCCCUCUUUACGUGUGCGGUGACUCGAGCAAUUCACCUCGAGCUCGUCACAAAUAUGACCGCCCCGGCUUUUCUUCUCGCUUUCCUCCGUUUCGUCGCCCGACGCGGUGUUCCAUCACUUGUAUACUCCGACAACGCCCGCACGUUCCACCGAUGCGCUCACCUCCUCACUCUCCUGUCCACGGAACCCGUCCAAGAUUUCGCCAGCAAUCUUCGCAUCACUUGGAGGUUUAACCCCCCUUCCGCCCCCUGGUGGGGUGGGUGGUGGGAGCGCAUGAUCCGCAUGGUGAAAUCAUCCCUAAGACUGACCCUCGGCCAUAGUCGCAAGACAUUCGAAGAACUGGUCACCAUCCUUCACGAAGUCGAAGCGGCCGUAAACAGCAGACCCCUCACUAGCAUAUCCACGGAUCCUCAAGAGGUGCUCCCUCUAACCCCGUCUCAUUUCCUCGUCGGGAGUCGUAUUGCCAGGCUGCCGCUUCUCGAGAACGUCCAGCAACAGAGCACGCCCUUGACGUUACGCAGACGGAGCGAACGACGCCAGCAAGCCAUUGAAGUGUUCUGGAAGCGCUGGAAAAGGGAAUAUCUCCUCCAGCUCCGUUCUGCGCACCAAGGUGCUGGCGGAUCUCCUACAGCUCUGAAGCCUGGUGAUCUUGUCAUCGUUGAAGACGACCGCCUCCCACCAUUGUUGUGGAAAACCGCCAUCGUUGUAGCCACACACCCGGGGCGCGACGGGAUCGCCCGGAGCUUCACUAUAAGACUCGCAAACGGAAGAGAAACGUCACGUCCUGCUCAGCGUCUGUACCUGCUAGAGGCCCACGAGGACACCACUGCCGCCCCCGGGAGGAUGUUGGGAAUCGACGAGGACGUUUCUGCCCACGCGAGUACCGAAAGAGAAGGUGGGAUCGCGAGCCAGGCACUCGGGCCUGUACCUUCGUUCAGGCAGUUUGGAUCCGCCCCUCUGGAAUAA